GUCUUCUAUCGAUGAAAUCACUCUACAUUGAUAAUACGAUGUAUAUCCUUAGUUUGUCGAAAUCUUAGUGUGGAAUUUUUUAAAUCUUUCAUGGAAAAUACCCCUUUCAAAUAGAUAAAAUAAAAUCGGGGAACAUUAAACUAGAUAAAAAAAUUUUUAAAAGUUUUCCAAAUUAUGAAACGGAAAGGAGAAAGUGUGUAUCCCGCGGCACAAGAAAGACUAUAUUUACUUGUGUUAAAUAUUCUCCACUUUAAGUGUACUCAUUUGCAUAUUUUUACGUUGUUAUAGCGGCAUCUAUUUAUAUCUGCAUUAUACGAUCGCAACUACUUUAUUAUGCGGUGAAAUGCCCCGAGACCCGUUAACGUGCAUUUCAUUUAAGAAAGUGUGUCGUUAAGUACAUCGGUGCAGACUUUAACACUUUAACGAUUAAUAAAAAAAGCAUUCGCACCAGCUUCGUCCGCCAUAAGAUUCAAGAAUUGAUUCAUAAAUAAUAAAUUAAUAACAUGAGUCACUAGCCUUUGAUCAAUUUCAAUUAAGAACGGUGUCAAUCUAAUGUGAUCGACAUGUACGGGAUUACACGGAAAUUUCGUAACACAUCGCACUAUCGUCUCCAUCGUACUCGGUAUCUGUUAACCCCGGUACAUUGUUAGACAGUAGAAGAAAUUCCCGAGAUUUCAGCGAACAUGUGUGUGCAAACCGUUCUAUUAAUGUACCCAUCACAUCUUGCCUUCUCUUCCUAUACGCUCUUCCUUCGCUCCGUCUCUCUUUCUCUUUUUCUGCGCUUCUAGAUGCUCUUACUUUGUUCCCUUCCUUCCUUUUCCGAAGUGUAGCGCGACUUAUUCAAACACGCGCCCCCAAAGAGAAACAAGCGGCGAAUGCCGCAAAGUGUUGUAAAAAUCUUCGUUUUUCCUUUACUGUGCUGACAAGGAAACGAAACACCAGUGACAAAUGCUCAUAGUAUGACGUCAAAUGCAAUUAGAGGCAUCAGAAGGAAGAAGAGUUCGCUGUGCGAAGUCAAGGUGGCUGUGAUAGGCGCACCGGGAGUCGGCAAGAGCGCAUUGACAGUGAGAUUCCUGACGAGAAGAUACAUCGGAGAGUAUGAUCAUCAAUCAGAAACCAGAUACAAGCAUGAGGUAUUAGUUGACGGAGAACCGAUCCUUUUUGAGAUUUUAGACACUUGUCCAAAGAGUGAGGAUGAAUUGCCAUCAAUGGAAACUUUACAAUGGGCGGACGGCUUGCUACUAGUUUAUUCGAUAACAGAUAGAGGCUCUUUUAAUUUUGUGAGAAAAGCAAAAGAAGCCCUCGCAGUAGCCGAUCCCGAAGCAGCAAUGCCGCUCGCUCUUGUUGGAAAUAAGGCUGAUAUGGUUCAUUUACGACAAGUCAGUACCGAAGAAGGAGAAAUACUAGCGAAGGAUUUUGAAUGCUGGUUUAGUGAAAUAACUGCCGCUGAGCAGGUUGCUCAAGUUGCAGAAUCUUUCCACGAAUUAUGCAGAGAAGUUCUCGCAGCCAGAAGAAGAAACAAACAAUCCUUGCUGGAUAGAAUGCUUGGCAGUAAAGCGACGCGUGUUUAUUCACGUGGAAAAAGUGACUCUGCCUUGCCGAAAGAAUAACAUCAUUAUUUGAAAUGCAUAAUCGCAAUUGUGUAGCUAGGAUGUUACAGUUUGUUUCAUCCACUGCAAAUUCCACUUCAACUACUCCACAUCAACUCCAUUAAAAAACCGAUGAGUAUCGAAAAAGGUGUAUUUAAUUACACAUAUUACAGGACGAGAAAUUCUAUCGCAAAAAUGUUAUACUGUGAUACAAUUCAAAUACGAGAUAAAACACAUUUUGUGUAAAUUAUGAGUUAUAAAUUGAGCAUUAGCUCAGAAAAUUGCUGGUAUACUUUUUAUAAAUCUGUAUAAAAAAAAACUAUAAUAGAAUUACAAUAAAAAACAAUAUAAUAUAUCGAUAUUUUUUAGCCAUUUUGCAGAAGAGCUAUUUUCGCGAAAAGUAUCAUAUUCAAAAAAAAUUUCGAAUUUUGCGACGUCCGGUGAAAAAAGAGAACCGUUUGGUGAAAUGCACAGCGUAAAAGUGAGUCAAUUAUGUCAACUGCUAUGUAAGCAAUUAUAAUAACUACAACUUUUUCAUUGCAUCAGCUAUGUAUUCAGAACUGCGUUUUGACAAUUUACUAUUUUGUAAAAAUAUUAAGCGAUUAAAUGUGUAUGUAUGUAUAAUAAG
Molecule: messenger RNA, 2217 nt
Organism: Linepithema humile (Argentine ant)
Lineage: Eukaryota; Metazoa; Arthropoda; Insecta; Hymenoptera; Formicidae
Product: ras-related and estrogen-regulated growth inhibitor
Molecular function (GO): GTP binding; GTPase activity
Source: RefSeq, a predicted model, not a curated record